Messenger RNA from Canis lupus familiaris (dog), 2350 nucleotides. RefSeq names its product popeye domain containing 2 (gene POPDC2). Gene Ontology annotation, molecular function: cAMP binding. The record is from RefSeq and is a predicted model, not a curated record. Gene Ontology annotation, cellular component: sarcolemma. NCBI's taxonomy places the organism in Eukaryota, Metazoa, Chordata, Mammalia, Carnivora, Canidae. The transcript has 4 exons. The coding region runs from base 519 to 1565 and encodes 348 amino acids.
UCUUGGAUUCCAAUUCCAAACAUGGUAUCCGUCUGGGGUCACCCUCCCUCCCGGUGCCAAGAGAGACGCAUUCCAAAUGGAACACAAGUGUGCCUCCAGGCUGGGCUCUCCUCACUCUGGGGACAACGGGCAGCAGGACGGCCCCUUUACCCCUCCUGCCCAAGCGGUCGCCCCGCCGUCCUGUCUCUGCCUCAGGACAAUUCGGGUUUCUGCCCAGAGCCAAAUGCGAGGACCGUCCGGAGAGACCUGCAGCCGGGGACGCGCGCCAGAGCUCCCCGAGAGGGCCGGGGCCUUGCUGCGGGACAGCGGGAGGGGAAGGCAGCCCUGAGAUCCUGCAUGGAGGGUCCCGUGCUCUGCAGGUUACUCCCCAAGCUGCCCGAAGCAUUCCUCUCAGGACAGGCGGCCCUGGGGGCCAGAAGCCGCACGUGACAAGACCCCUGGGAGGACAGAUUAAUCCGGUUUUGCCAGUUUGCUCCGUGGGGACAGCCUCAGGGCCCGGGAGGCUCCGAGCCCCGAGGAUGAGCGCCCACAGCAGCCCCGCGGGCCAGGCUCCGUGGCAGGGCCCCGCGUGCCUUGGCUGGAAGCGGGACCUGGAAGGGGCCGUCUUCCACCUGGCCAACUGCUUCUUGCUCCUGGGCUUCAUGGGGGGCAGCGGGGUGUAUGGAUGCUUCUACCUCUUUGGCUUCCUGGGCACGGGCUACGUGUGCUGCCUGAUGUGGGGCUGGUUUGAUGCCUGCGGCCUGGACAUCGUCCUCUGGAGCUUCCUGCUGGCAGUGGCCUGCGUGCUCCAGCUGGCGCACCUGGCCUACCGCCUGCGCAAGAACACCCUCCCCGAGGAGUUCGAUGUCCUCUACAAGACCCUGUGUCUACCCCUGCAGGUGCCUCUGCAGGUGUACAAGGAGAUUGUUCGCUGCUGCGAGGAGCGGGUCUUGACUCUGGCCACUGAGCAGACGUACGCUGUGGAGGGCGAGACGCCCAUCAACCGCCUGUCCCUGCUACUCUCUGGCCGGGUUCGUGUGAGCCAGGACGGGCAGUUCCUGCACUACAUCUUUCCUUACCAGUUCAUGGACUCUCCCGAGUGGGAAUCGCUGCGGCCCUCUGAGGAGGGAGUGUUUCAGGUCACUCUGACGGCGGAGACCCCCUGUAGCUACAUCUCCUGGCCGCGGAAGAGCCUCCACCUUCUUCUGACCAAAGAGCGGUACACCUGCCAGCUCUUCUCGGCCCUGCUGGGCUACGACAUCUCCGAGAAGCUCUACGCCCUCAACGACAAGCUCUUCGCCAAGUUCGGGCUGCGCUUUGACAUCCGUCUGCCCAGCCUCUACCACGUGCUGGGGCCCGCGGCCGCCGACGCCGGGCCCGAGGCCGAGAAGGCCCCCGGGGAGCCCCGGGCCCGCGGAGCGCCCCCGCCCGCGCCCCCGCCCGCGCCCCCGCCCCGCGCCGGGGCCAGGCCCGACAGCGGCCUCCUGGGGGAGGACUCCGCCAGUCUGGUGCUGGAGGAUUUUGAGGAGGUGUCGGGAUCAGAAUCGUUCAUGGAUUAUAGGAGUGACGGGGAGUACAUGAGGUGAGGGCCGCCCCCGGGCGCCCCCCGCGGCCUCGCCAGCCCGCCUUCUAGAAGUCCUCUCCACAGUUACUCUCAAGCUAUGUCCAGGAGACAGGCCCCCUUGGCUCCAACCCACACUCCCGGACUUUAAGGAUCCACGGACUAUCUUUUUCUCUGGCCAUACUAAUCCUCACAGGAGGGUCACUGAGUGCACACCCGGUCUUACCCACUGGAAGGCCCACUGGCCAGGUCGGAGCAGACACGGAAGACUCUGGCACUACAGCUACACCAAGGGCCCCAAGCAACUUGUGGAAAUUUACCUUCACCAGCUGUCCUUCCAGGAGAAGGCACCCCAAAGUGCAAAAGCACUGAUUCCAUCCUCCACUAACUGCAGAAUUUUGGGCAAGUUACAUAGGCUCUCUGAGCCUCGCCUGUAAAGUUGGGAUUUAUGAAAACCAUCCCACAGGGUGGUUGUGAGCAUCGAAUGAGCUGACUUAGGUAACACACCUCAGACAUGGUGUGACACUGAGUAGCCACUCAAUAAAUCGCUCAGUUGUUUUUUUUCCCUAUGUGGUUUCUUUGAACUGUCUGAAAGGGUCUCUGAAGUCAACUAGCCAAGAAGUUUGCUUGUUUGUUUUUUCCCAUUUAGAUUCAAUUUAUAGAAGUGGAUAUUUAAAAACCUAGUUUUCCCUUAAGCUUUCAAGUUCAACUUCCAAAUCCCUGGUUCUGUUCAGGACCCUAGCAUUAAACAGUAGUUUUUAGGGGGACUUGAACAAACUCAGUCAAUUAAAUUUCCUUAAAUAUUUUAAA